UUCUUACAUGUGCGGCGGUGUUUGUCUACAAUCUCCGUUUAAGUUUGAAUUAAAAUAAAAUUACUGUGAAUUGUGAAAAAAUGAACACUUAUUUAUGGGAGUUCGCGCAAAAACUGCCCAGUGAAAACUUGUUUCAAGUCAUACUAAAAUCGGCUUUAUCAGUCGCAGCAUCAUAUCAUGCUGAUGUAGGUAAAACGAACAAUAAGUGGAUGUGCCAUAAAUGCAAAACACUGUGGAUGCACGGCUACUUUCACGUAGACGAAGUGGCAGGAACUGAUCGAUACGACAAAAUCAUUGAAAAGUAUCAGAACAAAACUAUUCGAUCGAAGAAGCAGCAAGCAUACCUUGAUUAUCUCACAAGUCGCAAGCAUACAACAGUUAAAUACACAUGUAAGCUGUGUUCCAAUCAAACACGUAUUACCACCGACAAAUCCUGCCAUAAACCGAAUGCUUCAACAUCGAAUCUGGAUGUGGUAUGCCCUCCAGUGAUCGUCAGUAGCAAGAAAAAGAAGCGCAAGAAAGAUCCAACCGCAGGACUAACCAUCUCGCUAGAAACAAAAAGAAGUGUUCCGAAUGUUACCAAGAAGAACAAAAAGCUGUUCUCGUUUAGCUCCAAAGAGCCUAGUAAAUUAAAUGCCUUGGCUAAUAUGUUGAAGAAAAAAUCUGAAGGGCUGUCAUCAGCUGGGUCUUCUUCGGCCCAGGAACGAUUGAAACUGUUACUUAAGUAGGUAAUAACUAAUGUUUUAAUUAAAUAGGACCUAAUGCAAAAAUAAUAAUCACUGAUUUAGCAUACUUUUCAGUGGAAAAAUAGGAAAUAUUGGGAGGAUAGUGUAGGUAAUCGAUAGCACAUAGUAACAGUAGCGUGAGAUUGUAACAAUACAUGUCAAAUAAAGCGUGAGGGUAACUUGAGUAUCAUAGAA
This is a messenger RNA of Armigeres subalbatus, 920 nucleotides long. RefSeq lists its product as uncharacterized. Bases 81 to 728 code for a protein of 215 amino acids. NCBI's taxonomy places the organism in Eukaryota, Metazoa, Arthropoda, Insecta, Diptera, Culicidae. The record is from RefSeq and is a predicted model, not a curated record. The transcript has 3 exons.